This is a messenger RNA of Nelumbo nucifera (sacred lotus), 573 nucleotides long. Its product is annotated as DNA-directed RNA polymerase subunit beta. NCBI's taxonomy places the organism in Eukaryota, Viridiplantae, Streptophyta, Magnoliopsida, Proteales, Nelumbonaceae. The record is from RefSeq and is a predicted model, not a curated record.
AAGAUGCACAUCCGACGGCUAGAUAUAACCAGUCUUUUUCACAAUUUCGUUAAAUAAAGAAGCCAAGAGCCUAGAGUGACAGAAAGAAAAUGCUGGUCACAGAACGGAGCUUUAUCACCUCCUCCAACUUCUCUCCUUAUCUUCUCUUUCAGAACAGAAAUGGAAAGAGAUUCAAACUCAAACCCGCAUCAGCCAGAAAACGUGAUUCCACUGAGAAACUGGGAACACAACGGGAACCCAUCUUUCCUUUGAGAGUGUCAAACGUCCUCCUCGCCAGAUCUGCGGUUGCCGUCUUUGGUUUGGGGUUCGUUGAUGCUGGGUACAGUGGAGAUUGGUCAAGAAUUGGUGUGAUUUCAAAAGAGAAUGAGGAGUUAUUAAAGAUUGCUUCAUUCAUAGUAGUGCCUCUGUGUCUUAUUCUCAUAUUCUCUUUCUCCAAGCAAGCUGAAGAGGCUUAAAUUUUUCACUGUACCAGAGUAUUUGAAUAUUGCCACAGACAGUCUGUUCCUUAACUGAAAUUUAAGUGGCAGAGCUCAAAGUAUCUUUUCAAUGCCACAGAAACUAAUUUAGCAAUCA